UCGAUCAGCUGUCAGUGGUCCACGUAGCUCAAUGUAAGCUUACGUCCCUGGUAUCGAAGAGAGUCUUCUCCUUGCAGCGCAGUGCUCUAGCACAACGAGUUCCCAAAAUGAGUUCAAGGAUGCUCUGGAGUAGACUCUCGUUACAAACGCUUCGUCCCAAAUCAGUGGCCCUCUUAGACCUCCCGGACCGCAUGAACGUCAGGGGAAGGAGGAAGCAAGUUUCGAAGGUCGGAACGAAGGAGCAAGUUGUAUUCCCUGGGGGAUGAUCAGGAGAAGCUCUGGCAAGACAACACAAUGGACGCGAUUAUUCGAUGACAGCACAGGUUUUGCUCCAAGCAAGAGUUUCCAUGAAACUGACGGUAUAUCUGUGCGACAGUCCACAGACUCACAGAUGGCAAUGGCGUCAGAAUGGCGUCAGAAUUACCUGGGCGUCAAAGUAAAACUUGAUCCAGUUCCUUUCCCUGGGCAUGAGGUUUACGUUCCUUUCUUUUUUUCUCCCAUAGUAACCGUAACCAACGACAAAUUACCUCGCAAGGUGAACGACAUGGACUCCGUGUACAUUUGAGGGCUGGCCAUGCACAGGCUCACGCUCGCUCCUGGAGAAUGGGACUGAUGGCAGAGAAGUAGCCCUGAGAUCAUGAUCUCCCUCCACUCCAUACAGAAGCGAGACAGGAGUCGAGAACAUCAGUCCUGUCUCGAUGACAUGACCACAAUUAGUAUCUAGGGUCUAUGUCUACAUCUCGUGAUUUCCUUCAGGUAGAAAUGCGAGAUACGUCGUUUGUAGCCCCAUUCGGACUGAACCACUCCUCCAUAGCUCCAUUCACUCGAUCUUCGACAAGUGGCUCGGAACGUGGCAGGACGAGCUCGAGUCGACAAGCAGAUGUCUGCUCAGUCUUCGACUCCUGCCGCUAUAUAAACACUGUCCUUCCCUCACAACCAUAUCUUACGUAGCUCAAUAUCGAGAAAGAUACACAUCUGCAAAUAUUCGAACAUAGAACAUAGAUCACUUGAGAACAGACUCAGCAGGAAUUCACUCAUCUCACUCAGCACAUCGACAGGAAAAAUGGCAAUGGCGAGCGUUGUCGGUUGCAGUGUUGUCAGCCCCUCUGUUGCCAUGUUCAAGAGUGGCAGUAAGAUCGGUAGCCAGAUCGGUGUACAGGGCGUCCCCCAGCUGAGCAUGAGGCGACAUUCCGGCAAUUCCAGCAGCUUCAUCGUGAGAGCUUCCCAGCAGCAACGAAAGGAAGAUGUGCCUCUGGCCGGAACGAAGGUGGAGAUCACGGAGGAGCAAGUGAAGAAGAACGAGCAGGAAGAGCCUCUGAGAGUUUUCGACAACACGGCGGCGGGCAAAUUCGCCCGCCCCGAGAGCGAGCGUCGCCCGGAGAUGGGCAACACGGACUUCGUCAGCGUGAUGAGGUUCGAUGGCCCUGCCCCUGAGACCAUCAAUGGACGACUGGCCAUGCUGGGCAUCACCUGGGCUUUCGCCGCCGAGAUUAUGACUGGCCACAGCGUCGUGCAGCAGGUGGUGAACGGGACCGGACUGCUUUGGUUUUUGGCAGUGGCACCAGUGUUCAUUUGGGCAUCGUUCGUGCCCAUCUUUGGGUGGAACGAGUCUCCAGACAGCAGGAAGUUCGGACCUUUCAACGCCAAGGCCGAGCGAUGGAACGGACGAGCUGCAAUGAUUGGAUUCUUUUCUUUGAUAGUGGCCGAGCAGCUGCUGGUCCACGGACCCCUCUUCGGAUUCCUCCACCAUUAAAUUUGUCGACAUUUUUGCACCUAAAUUAAGCUGUGGAAGGCGUAGGAAGUUGAAAUGAUAGCAUUACUCCUUAAUUUAUUGGUAUGCCCGGGUCUAGGAACAACUUCAGAAGAGACAGUAAAGUUAGAAACUGAAGUUCGGUAAAACGCUGUGCUCAAAAGUUGCGCCUUAUGUCUCAGGUUUGUAGUGUAAGGAAAAAUGAAGUGUAGAAUAUGUAACAUAUUCAUAGGAAUAUUAUCUUCUCUGUACAAGACGCAG
Messenger RNA from Marchantia polymorpha subsp. ruderalis, 2011 nucleotides. The record is from the annotation of a GenBank genome assembly. NCBI's taxonomy places the organism in Eukaryota, Viridiplantae, Streptophyta, Marchantiopsida, Marchantiales, Marchantiaceae.